AAAUUUUGUAUAGGUUGGGGCUUCUUAUACUAGAAACCUCUUUAUUAUUCUAAUACAACUGAGAAAGGGUUUGGAGCUCUGAAGUAAAGCUCUUUCAACGCCGCUUCUGUCUUCUUCGUCGCUCUGUGCCACAUCUCAUUCUCUCUUUGCCUCCAAACAUUUAGCGGAGAUGGGUCUAACGGAAGAAGAAAUCAAAAGACUUUACAGAAUCCAGAAGACGUUGAUGCAGAUGCUCAAGGACCGUGGCUACUUCAUCGCCGACUCUGAAAUCACCAUGAGCUUGUCACAGUUCGUUAGAAAGUAUGGCGACAACAUGAAAAGGGAGGAUCUUGUUACUCUUAAAGCUAAGAGAAACGACAGCAGUGAUCAGCUCUAUAUCUUCUUCCCUGACGAGGCGAAAGUUGGGGUUAAGACGAUGAAGGUGUACACAAACAGGAUGAAAUCAGAGAAUGUGUACAGAGCUAUCUUGGUGGUGCAACAGAACCUGACUCCUUUUGCUCGUACUUGCAUCAGUGAGAUCUCUUCAAAGUUUCAUUUGGAAGUCUUCCAGGAGGCGGAAAUGCUUGUGAACAUUAAAGAACAUGUUCUUGUUCCGGAGCACCAAGUUCUCACCACUGAAGAGAAGAAAACUCUUCUGGAGAGAUACACUGUCAAGGAGACGCAGCUUCCGAGGAUCCAAGUGACUGAUCCAAUCGCAAGAUACUUUGGACUAAAACGUGGACAAGUCGUGAAGAUUAUUCGUCCGAGUGAAACCGCUGGUCGUUAUGUUACCUACCGUUAUGUUGUAUAAGCAAAAAAAGCUUUUGUUGAUGGAAACGCUCAGUGUUGUGCGAGUGGAAAUGCUCAGUGUUGUGUUGUGUACCCAAAUUGUUGACAAUGUUAUUUGUUAGAUGUACGAAUUGAAAAACCUUACAACAACAUUUUAGUAUCAUUGUAUAAUGGGGCAAGGUGGCCUUGCCAAGGUCUCAUGAGCACUGAGAUGAUUUCAUGUGUUGGGUUU
Messenger RNA from Brassica rapa (field mustard), 1000 nucleotides. Its product is annotated as DNA-directed RNA polymerases II and IV subunit 5A. Gene Ontology annotation, biological process: tRNA transcription by RNA polymerase III; transcription by RNA polymerase II; transcription elongation by RNA polymerase I. Gene Ontology annotation, cellular component: RNA polymerase III complex; RNA polymerase II, core complex; RNA polymerase I complex. The record is from RefSeq and is a predicted model, not a curated record. NCBI's taxonomy places the organism in Eukaryota, Viridiplantae, Streptophyta, Magnoliopsida, Brassicales, Brassicaceae. Gene Ontology annotation, molecular function: DNA binding.